GUCUUGGGGUAGCAUCCGUUUCUAGUACAUUUUUGCUAAAGCUCUCGGGAAACACCCUAAACUUCACUGAGAUUCCUCACGCAACGACAAUUUUGUGUUUAGCUCAAUAUACCAGUUGAAAAUGAACACCCUCGACACUGUUUUUGGAUGGCUCUUGAGCCUACUCUCUCUGAUCCGAUUUUUCAGGACGACGAAGAAAUUGGUUAUUGAUGGCACUACUUCCUCUAUCAGCAUUCCCAACGUGGAAACAAAUCCUCAUAUACCUCCAAGCAACGCUUUCCUAGGGAAUCCGAACCAAUUAGCUCCACCGACUCCCCCGGAGUCGGACAAAGGCGACGAUGAAUGCGAUGAUUUGGAAAAUAUACCACUUCCGCCACCGUCAGUAAACCCAACAACCGUCCUUGAUGUCGAUGUUGGAACGCCGGAUUCACAUGUCCCCAGGGACCCAAGAUUGAUACGCCUAACGGGAGUGCACCCAUUUAACGUUGAGGCACCUCUUUCGGCAUUAUUUGACUCUGGCAUGAUUUUUGACCCCUCCGGAACUCUUUUAUUCCAUGACGACGAAAUGCUGGACUGGACAAUAACGAUCGAAGGGUUGGUAGCCAACCCCCUGGCUUUGACCUUACGUCAAAUCAUCACCGGAUUCGAACAGGUUACUCUUCCUGUCACUCUUGUCUGUGCAGGUAAUCGUCGAAAGGAGCAAAACCAGGUUCGAAAAUCUCAAGGAUUCUCAUGGGGUGCUGCGGGUGUCUCCACGUCGCUUUUCACAGGCCCACUUUUGGCAUCCGUUAUUGCCGCUGCAAGGCCCCAACGAAACGCCAGAUAUCUCUGUAUGGAGGGGGCAGACGAGCUUCCAAACGGGAAUUACGGGACUUCCAUACGUCUUUCUCAAGUCUUCGAUCCCAAUCGCGGAAUUAUGCUUGCGCACAAGAUGAAUGGCGAGGAACUUCGCCCUGAUCACGGGCGUCCCCUCAGAGUGGUUGUUCCAUCUAUGAUUGGUGGGAGAUCUGUAAAGUGGUUAAAGAAGAUCAUACUCACGGAGUCGCCGAGUGAGAACUGGUAUCAUAUCUACGAUAACAGAGUUCUGCCAACUAUGGUCACACCGGAGAUGGCCAAGGCGAACAAGGACUGGUGGACCGAUGAGCGGUAUGCGAUUUAUGAUCUUUCUGUUAAUUCAGCGAUUGCAUAUCCCGCACACGACGAGACACUGUCGAUGGAGACAACAAAGGAACAGUACAAUCUGAAGGGUUACGCCUACGCUGGGGCUGGGAGGAGGAUUACUCGUGUUGAAAUUUCCCUUGAUAAGGGCAGAAGCUGGAUUCUAUCCUCGGUAGAAUAUCCGGAGGACCUGUACCGAUCUAUUCCUGAAAAUGCCACUCUAUUUGGAGGUCGCCUCGAUGUUGGCUCGCGAGACGCCUGUUUGUGCUGGUGUUUUUGGUCUCUGGAUAUUCCUACCUCAGCCUUGUUUGCUGCGGAUGAUAUCGUUGUUCGAGCCAUGGAUGAUAGCAUGAACACCCAACCAAGGGAUACCUAUUGGUCGGUAUUGGGGAUGAUGCACAAUUCAUGGUUUAGGGUCGCAAUCCGUAAGGAAAACGGCCGUAUUAGAUUCGAACACCCCAACCAGCCAGCACUGCUAAAGGGUGGAUGGAUGGAAAGAGUGAAAAAGGAAGGGGGCGAUCUAUUGGGCCUUAAUUGGGGUGAGAGGGUGAUGGGAGAGGAGUCUGUUGCUGGUGGGGCUACCAGUGCUCCGGAGGUCCGAGACACCGUGAAGAUGACGGAUGAUUCCGUGCAAAGGACAAUUGAGAUCGAGGAACUUAGGGGCCACGACAACGCCAGUGAGCCAUGGUUUGUAGUCGAAGGUGAAGUGUAUGAUGGAAAACCUUUUCUUGAAGAACAUCCGGGAGGGGCGACAAGCAUCAUAUCCGCUGCCGGACAAGAUGCAACUGAUGAGUUUGUGGGGAUUCAUAGCGAAAGCGCAAAGGCGAUGAUGCCAAAAUACCAUAUUGGUACGCUAAGUGCUACGGCGCGUAAACUUCUUCUUGAGCCGGCCGCACCAUCCAAGAAGGGACCCUCAGAAACAUUCUUGGAUCCACGAGCAUGGUGUCAAGCAGCCCUAGUGCAGAAAAAGGUGGUAUCAUGGGAUACUAGAAUUUUCACCUUCGAACUCGAUAAUCCUACACAAACACUAGGUCUUCCCGUCGGGCAGCAUCUUCUCAUCAAGAUACGGGACGAAAAGACCGGAGAGGUGAUUACGCGGCCGUACACUCCCAUCUCAUGUAACACUGAGAAGGGUGUUGUUCACCUACUCGUGAAAGUAUAUUUCGAUACACCAACCGCUCUUGGUGGAAAGAUGACACAAGCUAUGGACAGGAUGCAAAUGGGUCAUACCGCUUCCUUCAAGGGUCCCAUCGGUAAACUUGUAUAUCAUGGGCAAGGUGUCGUUUCUCUCCUUGACAAUCGGAUCAAUGUCACAUCAUUCCUUAUGAUCUGUGGCGGAAGCGGAAUAACUCCCAUUUUCCAAGUCCUCAGGGCAGUCCUUUCUGACCCUACGGAUUCUACAACGUGCGUUGUCCUCGACGGGAACAGAGCAGAGGAAGAUAUUCUGUGCCGAGAGGACUUGGAUUCGUUCGCAGCGACAUAUCCGGAAAAGUGCAAGAUCGUUCACACUCUUUCAAAGCCCUCAGAGCGGUGGCAGGGUGAGAGGGGCAGAAUUGGGUGGGAUCUGAUCAAGCGGAAUUAUCCACAAGGCUGCGAGGGCCGUAAACCCUUAGCACUAAUAUGUGGGCCCGAGUCAUUGGAAAAGAGCGUUAGGGGCCUGCUAACAGCCGGUGGGUGGGGGGAAAGUGAUAUGGUAUUUUUCUAGGCGCUUUUCUUCUUUUUCUUUCACCGAUGUUAGACAGAUUUUGUAGAUUUGGGUUUAUGGUCAUGGCUUUUGGUUCUUUUUUCUGCAAAUAUUGAUAGCAUUAGAAUUAAAGGUUUUAAUCCUCAA
Molecule: messenger RNA, 2989 nt
Organism: Tuber melanosporum (Perigord truffle)
Lineage: Eukaryota; Fungi; Ascomycota; Pezizomycetes; Pezizales; Tuberaceae
Exons: 7
Coding region: 122-2863 (913 amino acids)
Biological process (GO): nitric oxide biosynthetic process; nitrate assimilation
Molecular function (GO): nitrate reductase (NADPH) activity; molybdopterin cofactor binding; heme binding
Source: RefSeq, a predicted model, not a curated record